Messenger RNA from Rhea pennata, 2806 nucleotides. RefSeq lists its product as uncharacterized. Lineage: Eukaryota; Metazoa; Chordata; Aves; Rheiformes; Rheidae. The transcript has 15 exons. The record is from RefSeq and is a predicted model, not a curated record. Bases 1 to 1722 code for a protein of 573 amino acids.
AUGAGACCUCUCGUGCGAGGCCCCCCGUGUGAGACCCUCGUGCAAGACCCUCGUGCGAGACACUCGUGCGAGACCCUCGUGCAAGACCCUCAUGCAAGACCCUCGUGCGAGACCCCUCGUGCGAGACCCUCGUGCGAGGCCCCCCGUGUGAGACCCUCGUGCAAGACCCUCGUGCGAGACACUCUGUCCUGGCUCCGGCAGCGCCUCCAGGCCGACGUCGGGCCCGUGCGAGAGGCGCUGGGGACCUUGGAUGAGGCCAUGACCGCGGCCCGGACGCAGCAGCAGCGGCUGCAGCAGGAUUUGGCCUCGCUCCACGACUCCCUGGCGGAGCUCUCGCGCCCGUGUCCCCGCGGCUGGGUGCCCUUCGGCGGCAGCUGCUACUUCUUCUCGGCGACGGGGCGGCGGCGGCGCGAGGCCGAAGGCUUCUGCGGCGCCCGCGGCUCCCACCUCCUCAUCAUCAACUCGGCCGCCGAGCAGGUACUUGGAAGGAGUUCGUGGUGCGGCUACUGGCUGGGGCUCAGCGAUGCCGAGGAGGAGGGGAGCUGGCGCUGGCAGGAUGGGACCCCCCUGGGGCUCAGCUUCUGGAGCUCGGGGGAGCCCAGCGGGGGGCGGCAGGAGAACUGCGGCACCCUCCUGCCCGACGGCCGCUGGAACGACCUGGCCUGCGACCGCCCCGACUACUGGGUGCCUUGGUGGGCGUCCGAACCGACGUCCCCACCGCCGCCACCACCACGCGCAGCCCCUGCCGAGCUUGGUGGGCAUCCAAACCGACGUCCCCACCACCACCGCCACCACACACAGCCCCUGCCGAGCUUGGUGGGCGUCCGAACUGACGUCCCCACCACCGCCACCACGCGCAGCCCCUGCCGAGCGUGGUGGGCAUCCGAACCGACGCCCCCACCACUGCUGCCACCACGCGCAGCCCCCGCUGAGCUUAGGUGGCAGCGGUGUCCCCGGGGUCUCCCCGCCUCCACGGGGCUCUUCGCCCUGCUGGCAGUGGCCUUCGUCGCCUGGGGGCUGCUGCUCGGCCUCCUCCUCGCCCGCUACGCGGCGCUGACCCGGGAGAUCCAGCACCUCCGCGAGAGCCAGGGGCUGCUGGAGGCCAACGGCUCGGCGCUGGUGACGGAGCUGGAGACGCUGGCGGGGAACCAGACCCGGCUGCAGCGGCGCGGCACAGAGGUGGCGGCUCUCCUGGAGACCCUAUCAGCCAACCAGAGCCUGGCCCGUAUGGAAGUGUCCCGGACGAUGGUGGCCGUGUGGCGCGACCGCGACCGCACGCGGGAGGAGCUGCACCAGCUGCUGAAGGCCCUCUGGGAGCAACAAGGCCUGGGGUGCCGCGUGUGCCCCCCGGGCUGGCGGCUGCACGGGGGGAGCUGCUACACGCUGGGCAGCGGGACGGCGAGCUGGGCGCAGGCCCAGAGCACCUGCCGGGAGAGCGGCGCCGCCCUGGCCACCAUUGGAGACUCCCAGGAGCAGGCCUUCGUGACCAGCCUGGGCCCCCGCCAAGACGUCUGGAUUGGCCUCCACGACCGCAGCACCGAGGGCACCUUCGAGUGGGCCGACGGCUCCCCGCUGAACUACCAGAACUGGGCUUGGGGCCAACCGGACGAGGCCGGGGCGGGCGAGGACUGCGUGGCGAUGGGCCCCCACGGGAGCUGGGCCGACCGGGCAUGCGCCUCCGCCCUGGGCGCCUGGCUCUGCGAGCGCCCCUGGGCCUGCUGACGGGGGGGGGGGGCCACCUCCCGCCGCCGGGGCCACCACCCACCGCGGCGGCGGAUCCGCCAGCUCCGGCACCCACGGGACCUCCUGUACCCGUGGGACCCCCUGAACCCGUGGGACCUCCUGUACCCGUGGGACCCCCUGAACCCGUGGGACCUCCUGAACCCAUUGGCUUCCAAGAAAGGCAGAAGAUUCUAGCACCCAUGGGACCUCCUGAACCCAUGGGACCCCCUGAACACAUGGGACCUGCUGCACCCAUUGGCUUCCAAGAAAGGCAGAAGAUUCUAGCACCCGUGGGACCUCCUGAACCUGUGGGACCUCCUGAACACAUGAGACCCGCUGCACCCGUUGGCUUCCAAGAAAGGUAGAAGAUUCUAGCACCCACGGGACCCCCUGAACCCAUGGGACCCCCUGAACACAUGAGACCCGCUGCACCCGUUGGCUUCCAAGAAAGGCAGAAGAUUCUAGCACCCGUGGGACCUCCUGAACCCGUGGGACCUCCUGAACCCGUGGGACCUCCUGAACCCAUUGGCUUCCAAGAAAGGCAGAAGAUUCUAGCACCCACGGGACCCCCUGAACCCAUGGGACCCCCUGAACACAUGAGACCCGCUGCACCCGUGGGCUUCUAAGAAAGGCAGAAGAUUCUAGCACCCGUGGGACCUCCUGAACCCGUGGGACCUCCUGAACCCGUGGGACCUGCUGCACCCGUUGGCUUCCAAGAAAGGCAGAAGAUUCUAGCACCCGUGGGACCUCCUGAACCCGUGGGACCUCCUGAACCCGUGGGACCUGCUGCACCCGUUGGCUUCCAAGAAAGGCAGAAGAUUCUAGCACCCAUGGGACCUCCUGAACCCAUGGGACCCCCUGAACACAUGGGACCCGCUGCACCCAUUGGCUUCCAAGAAAGGCAGAAGACUCCAGCACCCACGGGACCUCCUGGACCAUUGGGACCUCUUGGACCCCAUGGACUCCCUGCACCUGUGGGUCUCCAAGAAAGCCAGGGGACCCCAGCACCCAUCCCCCAAGCCAUGUCCGUUCCCCCCCCCCCCCCCGCCGCCAUGCUCAGGGCCAUUGGUCGUGUAAUAAACUU